GGCAGCCGGCAGCUCCUGGGCCACAUGCACCCCGAAGUGCUGCAGGUGAUGGAUGAGAUCAAGGCGGGCAUCCAGUACGCCUUCCAAACCCAGAACCGACUGACCCUGGCCAUCAGUGGCAGUGGCCACUGUGCCCUGGAGUGGUUUGUGGCUUAUCCACUGGGCAAAUCCAUGGUAGGCCAGACCCUGGCAGGAGCUGAUGUCCAAGAGCUGCUGAAGCCCCCAGGCGAGUACUUCACUCCACAGGACAUUGAAGAGGGCCUGGUGCAGCACAACCCCUUGGUGCUCUUCAUCACCCACGGCGAGUCCUCCACUGGAGUGCUGCAGCCACUGGAGGGGCUGGGCGAGCUGUGCCACCGGCAUGGCUGUCUGCUGCUCGUGGAUGCAGUGGCAUCGCUUGGGGGAGCUCCCAUCUUCAUGGACCAGCAGGAGAUCGACGUCCUAUACUCGGGGUCCCAGAAAGUCCUCAACGCCCCCCCGGGCAGUGCCCCCAUCUCGUUCAGCGAGCGAGCCAGGGAGAAGGUGCUGAGGAGGAAGAUGAAGCCCCCUUCCUUCUACCUGGACAUAGGCUGGCUGGCCAGCUACUGGGGCUGUAACGGGGAGCCGCGGAGGUACCACCACACAGCACCCAUCAACAGCUUCUUCAGCCUGCGGGAAGGCUUGGCCAUGCUGGCAGAGCUGGGUCUGGAGAGGUCCUGGGAGCGACACCAGGCCAACUGCACCCGGCUGUGCCAGGGGCUGGUCGACCUGGGGCUCGAGCUCUUCGUAAAGGAGGAGAAGGCAAGACUUCCCACCAUCACCACUGUCAGGGUGCCUGAGGGCUACAACUGGAAGGACAUCACGGCCUUUCUGAUGGACAAGUAUGCCAUGGAGAUUGCCGGGGGCUUGGGCCCCACAGUGGGCAAGGUCCUGCGCAUCGGCCUCAUGGGCUGCAACUCGACCAGCGACAACGUGGACCGUCUGCUUCACGCCCUGCGGGAUGGCUUGUCAGCCCCUUUCCAAGCUGACACGAGGGCUGGAUACGAGAUCUGUGCACAGAUCCCUUCCCCUCCCACCACCACCAACCUCAGCUGA
Molecule: messenger RNA, 1074 nt
Organism: Acanthisitta chloris (rifleman)
Lineage: Eukaryota; Metazoa; Chordata; Aves; Passeriformes; Acanthisittidae
Gene: AGXT
Product: alanine-glyoxylate aminotransferase
Exons: 13
Cellular component (GO): peroxisome
Molecular function (GO): L-alanine:glyoxylate transaminase activity; L-serine:pyruvate transaminase activity
Source: RefSeq, a predicted model, not a curated record